Molecule: messenger RNA, 14524 nt
Organism: Aethina tumida (small hive beetle)
Lineage: Eukaryota; Metazoa; Arthropoda; Insecta; Coleoptera; Nitidulidae
Gene: Dhc98D
Product: dynein axonemal heavy chain 10
Exons: 22
Coding region: 98-14494 (4798 amino acids)
Biological process (GO): microtubule-based movement
Cellular component (GO): dynein complex
Molecular function (GO): ATP binding; dynein light intermediate chain binding; ATP hydrolysis activity
Source: RefSeq, a predicted model, not a curated record
UUUAUGUCAUUUUUAAUUAGACUAUAUGAUCAUUUUUUUUUUAGAUCAAUACAGACAUUUCUCAAUUAAAUCAAAUUUUAUAUAUAUUUUUUGAAAAAUGUCCACCGAUCAUCGACGCGAGUGGUUAAAAAGACGCGUGACUAAGUUGCUAGGUUUAAAAUCUGAAAAGUAUUUUGAAAAUAUGAUGGUUAGCAGUGAGGACUUAGAAAAUAAGCUUGCAUCAUUUCUGGACGACAACUUUUGGCAGUCAAAUGAGAGCCUAGACAGAUUAUUUUAUGUAUGGAAAGCCUCUUUCGAAUAUGUAGUUGACGAGAAGAUCAUGGUUCCAGAACUAGUGGUUGUUCCAAAGGAGGAGGUGGCGGAGGACACAGUGGCAUUAAAAAAGGACAAAAGUAAAAAAGGAAAAUUAGGAAAAGGAGGGAAAAAAGGGAAGGCAUCUUCAAUGGCGGUGGUUAAGGAUCCAGUUGUUCCAGAACCUAUUGAAGAAGGUGAAACUGUAGAACCAGAAGUUGAAGACGGGUCAGAAGGUAUUAGCCACACUCAGGCUUCGACUUUGCCGACGGUCGAUGUAACUGAAGUUGAAAUGACUUCUGAAGAAGAGAUGAACGUCCCUGUGCAAGAACCAAAAAAAGGCGACAAAAAAAAGAACAAGAAAGACAAAAAAGAUAAAAAAAAGGACAAGAGGAAAAAAUCCGAGGCACAAGUGGUAGAACCUGAACCGGAACCACAAUAUAUUAUGGUGCCCAAAGUAAUUCAAAAGCUGGUUAAGGAUUACACCUUGUAUGGCAGCAUUGGCAUAAUAAAAGAAAGUAUUCGGGUGACGGACAGCAGAUUUUUAUACUUUUUUAGAAAAACAGAAGAAGCUGUACCUAUUUUGGAAACUUCAGAAGAAGCAGAACUAGAAAUGCCCAAAUACUUUCUCAUUGGAAUUACUGAAGGAAAUAUGUUGAAAUCGGUGUCUUUUUUGAAUAAAGAGGUAUUUUUAUCCUGUUUAACUGAACAUAUUAUGGAAGUUUCUCCGGAAGUUUCAAGAAAAUCCAGUCAUGAGUCAAAUCGAUCAGUAAAAUCUCUUGCCAAAUUGAGCAUUAAUUACGAUUAUCAAGAAGAAAACUUGAUAUCUGUAACCAGAACUGAGAGUGUUGUCGAUAAAUUAAAAUCGAAUAUUAAAGAUGAUCUCCUUUCUGAAGUAAAUGGAUUAGUCAAUACUGUACAAUGGGUUAGAGACCAUAUUAUAUCCAAAAAAACCGUUGAAUUAAGUGAUGUACCAGUGGAGUUAAGAUUUGGAUUUACAGAUGAGCAAAUAUUUAAUUCGCCGAAAGUUAUUGCUUCUCUUGAGCACUAUAUUGAAGGACUGCACAAAAGUAUUCAUAAAUCAGUCGAAGCUAAUUUAGCAAAGCCUCCUGUUGGGCAACAUCCUACUGCAGAAUUUGUAUAUUGGCACGACAGAGAAGUGAGUUUUAGUAGUGUAUUGGAGCAGUUAAAGAAACCACACGUGGUGAGAAUGAUGAGCAUACUCGAGAAAGUUGAUUCUCCCAUUGCCGAGAAUUUAAACGUUUUCACAGAAGAUUUAAACAAAAUGUAUUCGCAAGCUAUCGACAACGUCAAAUUCCUAUCCACUAUCCGUAGACAUUUUAAGACGGUAACUUACAGUCAUGAUUUUAAAAAAAUAUCAAAGUGCAUUCCCCAGUUAAUUGAAGGUGUGAGACGAAUGUGGAUCUUAUCAAGAUAUUAUUGCGUUGACGAAACUGUUGUGCCCUUAAUGGAAAGAAUAGCAUGGUCUCUUUCUCAUUGUGUCAAAGAAAUGCUUCCAGUUGAUAAAUUAUUCAGACGUCCAGAAAGCGAAAUUUUCGAUUUAACUUCUGAUGCUCGAAAUAUGUUAUUAACGUGGAAAGACUCGUAUAUGCAAACACGUCAGGCCAUUGAAGAUUCUGGUAAAGGACAAAGAUGGGAAUUUGACAAAAAGCGACUAUUUCUGAACACAGAUUACAUCGCAAAUGUGUGCAAAGAGUUGUUUGAUGUAUCCGUUAUAUUAAAACAAUUCAAUAACAUAUUUGGAAUGGAUUUGAAAAGAAUAAUAAGUGAUCCUCAACAAAUAGACAAUAUUGGAAAAAGGGUUGAAAGACUGGUUUAUGCUAUUGAAAAUGUUGACUUCGAUAUAUUUAACCCCAACUUAAAAGAGAAUUUUGAGGCAAUGAUGGAAAUAUUUCAUAAAGAAGUAAAAAAAUUAGAUAAUGAGGGUGUUGGAUUUAUUAGUCAAAGUUUCAAAAUGAUAUACUCAUCGGAAAACGCACUUAAUUUCUUACUAAAAUUUAAACACGUCGACACCAGACCAGUUAUAUGGGAGACCUUAAUGACGAAGUUUGAUGUAAUUUUUGAUCAGUUCAUGAAAGAGAUUGUAGGGACUGACGACCAUUUUCAGAAAAAUAGACGUCAUCCAGUUCUUCCCUGCGAUAUCCCUCUUCAUGCUGGUGCAAUUUAUUGGUCUAGAUUGCUUUUCCAACGAUUGAAGACAACAGUGCUUAAAUUCCAAAAAGUACCUGAGCUCAUGCAAUCUGAUUUACGGGAUUCAACAUUUUCUGAGUACUUGAAACUAGCUAAAGAACUGAAGUCAUAUGAAAAACAAAAACUAAGAGAUUGGUACGAUAUGGCCAUACCACUUCUGGAAACUGCUACUUCAAAGAUGAUACUAAAACUUACCGCCGUACACGACGAUAAGCUGAUUGAAAAGGCGAAGAUUCCACUUAUCAGCAGCCAAGAAAAAGACGGAUCAACACAAAGUUUAGUUCCUGGAAAGUCAAGUGUUGGCAAAGCAAAUAAAAUCAUGGGUGCUAAACCUAGCAAAACUGCAAGUCAAAUCAUGGAAAAGGUAGCAACUCAACAUGGAUUGACUUGGUUUGCAAUCAUUGGUGGUGACCAUAUUUUACAUGAAUACGGUAUGGUGUUUGAUAUAAAUAUAGUGGAGAAUUUUGAUUCCUUGAUACGAGGCGGAGAGUUCUUAGAUCACAUGAGCAUGGAAUUGCCAGAACCAAUUAGGAUUAUUUUAGUUAGAAAGGAAGCACUGAAAAUGAAUCAGCGGUUGGUUAAAAAUAUGGUGGAAACUUUCGCCAGUAUCAUUGACAAGAUGACAGUUCCCCAGAUUUUGAAAAAUGAAAUUAAAGAAGUUGAGUUACAUAUUCAACCUGGAUUGACUAGAGUCAGUUGGGCUUCUUUGGGGAUAGAAGAUUAUGUUAAAAGUUGUAACAGAUUAAUCACACGAUUGGACAGUCUCUAUUCACAAGUCCUACAUAAGGAAAACACGUUAAAUUUAAGGAUAUUACAAAUAAGCAAUGCAAAUUUGUUUUAUUUUAAAAGUAUGAAGAAAGAACCAAAUAGAUUGUCAUGCAAAGAUUUUUUUACUGAGAUGUAUAAUAAACGAACAGAAAAGGUCAAUAAAAUAUUGGAAAACUACGAACUAAUUGGACCUAUUUUGGUAAAAAUGGAGUAUUUCAUUUUAAAUACCAAUACGGGAAAGUCGCCUAAGAUGGUACCUCAGUAUCAGCACUGGGAAAAAGAAAUUUAUAAAGCUUUUAUUAACCUAUCUCUGAGGAAUCUGGAAGUAUUCAAUAACAAAAUGGAAAGUGGAUGUUUAAUGUUUGUGGUGGAUGCGGUUGUUAUUAUUCCGGAAAUAUUUCUAAGGCCAACUCUCAUGGAAAUAUUUAAUUUAUUCAUCAAGAGUAUUAAAGAUUUCAUUGAAAGGUUUAGGACGUUUCCCCGCUGGAUGGAUAAAACAUGUAUAGUAUGCAAACCUAUCAAACUGCCAUCCAAUACGGAAUACUUACAUUCAUUUUAUGAAGAUGUCGUCAAAGUUAAUGAUUUAUAUGAAAUGCAGAGCAAAGUCCAGGAAACAGCGUACAAAUCUAUUUCUGAUGUUCAAAAACAAAUACGCAGAUGGAAACGUUAUCGAAGUUUGUGGACUUUUGAUCGAGUAGCAGCAUGUGAGCAAUUUAUCGAGCAAAACACUCUUCUCAUACAAUUUGACGAACGAUUUAUGUUUUAUAACAACAUAAUCGAUGACACCAGGAAGUGCAAGAGAAUGAUUGACAUUGGAUGCAUUCGUUUAAAUUUAACGCCUCUCCUUUUGACCAUUGAAGAGUAUGCUCUUAAAUGGAAGAACACGUUGGGAGAAAUGCUAGACAAGUCAACGAAAGAAGAAAUGGAUAAAAUGUAUAAAAAUAUUAAUGAACUGCGAUCGGUGGUCAAGUUGAGCAUUAAAGGAUUGGACCGGUUCAGAGCUAUAAUGCACGCCAUCACUACAAUCCAAAAAGGCAACGUGGACGCAGAGUUAGCUUAUACGAAAUUUCAGGAAAUAUAUUCAAAUUUGAGACAACACAGCAUAGAUUUUGAUCCCGAACACGAAGAACUAGCUAAAACACUCGAAAAAAUGUGGCGAAGCCUCCAUCUUAGUGCUAUUUACCGAGAACAAACUUUAGAAGCUACCAAGGAACGGUUCGCUAUGUUAACUCUUAGCGAGAUCAACGAUUUUCUGGAUGUAUUGACAGAUUUUGUGGAGAAAUUUUAUUCAGAAGGACCAGGAUCUGUUAGAGAUAAUUUAGACGUUGGCUGCGAACUUAUGGAGAAAUAUGAACCUCUGAUACAACAAAUGGAUAAUCGAAGAAUAGAGUUGGUUGCUGCAGAAUCAUUGUUUGAUAUACCUUUGGCUGACUAUAGUAGUUUCCUAAAAAUUAAGGAGGAAUAUUCUGGAAUGGAAGUUGUUUUUAAACUCUAUAAAGCACAAAAAUAUGCAAGAGAAUUAUGGGGUAAAACAUUAUGGGCUAACUUAGAUCCACAAGCUUUAGUAGACGGUAUUGAUAGUUACAUGAAAGAAUUUAGAAAAUUCAGCAAACAAGUUAAAAGUCUUCAAGUUGCCAUAUCACUGGAGUUAAAAAUGAAACAGUUCAAAAACGCAAUUCCCUUAAUGGUGGCCUUAAAAAAUGAAGCUUUACGGGAGAGACACUGGAAACAACUGAUGAAUAGGACAGGCGUAGAAUUCGACAUGAGCCCAGAAAGAUUUACGCUAGACAACAUGUUCGCCAUGGAACUUGACAGAUUUCAAGAAAUAGCCGAAGAAAUAAUCAACAACGCUAUUAAAGAAUUAGCUAUUGAAAAAGGUGUCAAAGACAUAGCAGAGGUGUGGGCUAAUCUAAACUUUAUAGUAAUUAAGCACAUGAAGGGAACAGAAGAUCGUGGUUUUAUUUUGGGACCAACGGAUGAAAUUAUGCAAGUGUUGGAUGAUAAUUCUAUGACCUUGCAGAGCAUGGCUGGAUCUCAAUUUGUAGGACCCUUCCUAGGUGAAGUACAAAAGUGGGAGAAAAACCUUGCGACUGUUGGUGAAGUGAUUGAUGAAUGGCUUUCCGUACAGCGGAAGUGGCUUUAUUUAGAGGGAAUAUUUGUUGGAGGGGAUAUUAGAUCACAAUUACCUGAGGAAGCUAAAAGAUUUGAUGACUUUGAUAAAACAUUUAAGAAGGUUAUGGUUGAUACAGCCAAACGUCUGAAUGUUUUAGACUGUUGUUUAGUAAAUGGCAGAUUUGAAGAGUUCAAUUUUCUAAGCAACGGAUUAGAUAGAUGCCAAAAAUCACUUAAUGAUUAUCUAGACUCAAAACGACGUCGUUUUCCAAGGUUUUAUUUCAUUUCCACCGAAGAAUUGUUAUCAAUUUUAGGUAGUUCAGAUCCCCAAGUUGUCCAGGAACAUAUGAUAAAAAUGUUUGACAAUAUUAAAUCCCUACAAUUUGAAAAAGAUAAUCAAGACAGAUUAAUAGUAACCGCAAUGAUUUCUGGUGAAAGAGAAAUAAUGGAUUUUGGGGACCCAGUAUAUAUUGUAGGAAAAAUUGAAGAAUGGAUGAAUGAUGUUCAGGAUGAGAUGCGCAAAUCUAAUCGCUUUAUAACUAAAAAAGCGAUAUAUUAUUAUGGAAAAAUUCGUAGGCCUAGAACGGAAUGGAUGCUGGAGUACCAAGGAAUGGUGUGUCUUUCUGGAAGUGUUGUUUGGUGGACUGCUGAAGUCGAGAAUGUUUUUGAUAAGUUUAAAAAGGGCAACAAACGGGCAAUGAAAGAAUACUUGGAACAAUUGAACAGACAAUUGGAUGAGAUUGUAAUAACAGUACGAGCAGAUCUUACAGCUAAUGACAGAACAAAAUUUAGGACUAUUGCUAUAAUCGAGGUGCACGCAAGAGAUAUAAUUGAAACAUUUGUAAGGGACAGUGUAACUGAUAUUACUGAAUUUGAAUGGGAAAGUCAGUUACGGUUUUACUGGAUAAACCAUCUGGAUAAUUUGUGGGUGGCUCAAUGUACAGGCACUUUUGAAUACGGAUAUGAAUAUAUGGGAUUGAAUGGAAGGCUCGUAAUCACUCCAUUAACAGAUCGCAUAUACCUUACCGUAACUCAAGCCUUGACAAUGAAAAUGGGUGGCGCCCCUGCAGGACCAGCAGGAACAGGAAAAACCGAGACAGUCAAGGAUUUAGCCAAGGCUUUAGCCCUUUUAUGUAUUGUCACAAAUUGUGGAGAAGGAAUGGAUUUUAAAGCUAUAGGUACAACUUUAGCAGGACUUGCACAGUGUGGUGCAUGGGGAUGCUUCGAUGAAUUUAACCGAAUCGAUAUUUCUGUAUUAUCUGUUAUAUCGACACAAUUACAAACUAUCAGAACUGCUCUAAUGAUGAAACUUAAGAGAUUCACUUUUGAGGGUGUCGAAAUUAGCUUGGAUUCUAAAGUUGGUAUAUUUAUUACGAUGAACCCUGGUUAUGCUGGAAGAACUGAGUUGCCUGAAUCAGUGAAAGCUCUGUUUAGACCUGUGGUUUGCAUUGUUCCAGACCUAGAAAUGAUUUGUCUUAUUUCUUUAUUUUCUGAUGGCUUUUUAGAAGCCAAAGUUUUAGCUAAAAAGAUGACAGUGCUUUAUAAGCUUGCAAGAGAACAAUUAUCUAAACAAUCUCACUACGAUUGGGGUUUGAGAGCAUUAAAUGCUGUAUUAAGAAUGGCUGGUGUCCUCAAAAGAGCUUCUCCUGACAUUGAAGAAUCACUAGUAUUGAUGAGAGCUUUAAGAGAUAUGAAUCAUCCUAAAUUUGUGUUUGAAGAUGUUCCGUUAUUCUUAGGUCUUAUUAGAGAUCUAUUCCCCGGUAUGGACUGCCCUAGAGUGGGAUAUCCGGAAUUUAAUGCAGCUGUGGAAAAAGCAUUGGAAGAAAAUAAAUAUAUUAUCCUACCGUACCAAGUGGACAAAGUAGUGCAAAUGUAUGAAACUAUGAUGACUAGGCAUAGUACAAUGUUAGUGGGCCCUACAGGAGGGGGUAAAACUGUAGUACUAAAUAUUCUCUGUAGAGCUCAAACGUUAAUGGGAUUACCAACAAGGACAACAACUUUAAAUCCCAAAGCUUGUUCCGUCAUAGAACUUUAUGGUAUUUUAGAUCCUGCUACCCGAGAUUGGACUGAUGGUCUUCUAUCUAAUAUAUUUAGGGAAAUGAACAAACCGACGGAAAAAGCUGAACGAAGAUAUAUAGUCUUCGAUGGAGAUGUAGACGCUCUUUGGAUUGAGAAUAUGAAUUCUGUUAUGGAUGACAACAAAUUAUUGACUCUUGCAAACGGUGAACGAAUUCGAUUACAGACACCUGUUUGCGCUUUGUUAUUUGAAGUUGGUAACUUGAUAUAUGCAUCACCAGCUACUGUUUCUAGAGCUGGUAUGGUGUAUGUUGAUCCAAAGAACUUAGGUUUUCAACCUUAUUGGGAUCGCUGGGUACUCAAUAGGAAAUAUCCUCCAGAUCAAAAUUAUUUGAUUGAAAUAUUUGAGAAAAUCAUGCCAGAUCUCAUGGCUUAUGUUCUUGAAGGUACUUUAAGCAAUAAGCAGGUAGAACCCUUGAAAACAGUAAUACCUCAGACGGGUCUUAACAUGAUUACUCAGUUAUGUAAUAUGAUCGAUGCGAUUUAUCCAGAACCAGUGGAAGAUAUGAGAGAUCCUGAAGACGAACCAGAUGAGUAUUUAUUACAAGCGAUAUUUGUGACGUGCGUUUAUAACUCAGUAGGAGCAUCUUUAGUAGACAGAUGUCGAUUUGAAUUUGACGAAUAUAUGAAGUCACAACUUUCCAUGCUAAAGUUUGAAGAUAGUAGGGAACGAAUGUGCGAAAUCAAAUGUAUUCCGUCUUGUUUCCCGACAUUUUAUGAUUACUUUUUGGAUAUUAAACAAAGAUUAUGGGUUGCUUGGGAAUGGCUAGUACCUGAAUACACGCAUUCCUUUGACAAAAGGUUUUCAGAAAUUUUAGUGCCGACAAUAGACACAGUUAGGACUACAUAUUUAUUAAAACUAAUGAACAAAAUAAGGAGGCCAAUUGUUCUGGUUGGUGACACCGGAACAUCUAAAACUGCAAUUAUUCAAGACUUUUUAAGAAACUUAAAUCCAGACAUUUAUAUAAUAUUAAAUAUAAACUUUUCUUCAAGAACAACAUCAAUGGAUGUACAAAUAAAUUUGGAAUCAUCUGUAGAAAAAAGAACUAAAGAAAUCUUUGGUCCACCUAUGGGCAAAAAGCUUCUUUGUUUCAUAGAUGACAUGAAUAUGCCCCAGGUAGAUAGCUAUGGCACUCAACAACCAAUUGCUUUACUAAAACUACUCUUCGAGAAAGGUGGAUUCUUCGAUCGAGGGAAAGAUUUGAAUUUCAAAUACCUAAAGGACAUUUCGUAUUUCUCUGCAAUGGGUAUUGCUGGUGGAGGGCGAAAUGAGGUUGAUCCAAGAUUUAUUUCUAUGUUCACUGUUGUGAAUUUAGUAUUUCCAACUACAAAUACUUUAAAUCACAUUUAUACAUCCAUAUUAAGUGGUCACUUGUCAAAAUUCGAAACCGUAGUUCAAGUUGCUCCAAAACUAAUAAAGCUAACACUGAAUCUCUACAACAUUAUUGUAGCACAAUUACCUCCCACUCCAAGUAAAUUUCAUUAUAUUUUCAAUAUGCGUGAUCUAUCCAGAAUUGUGUCAGGACUGUGUUUCACCACUCCUAAAUUCUUCACCACCUUGCCCCAAAUUGUACGAGUAUGGAGAAAUGAAUUUACGCGAGUGAUUUGUGACAGACUGAAUAAUGAAGAAGAUCAAGAUUUCUUAACAAAAAAUAUAAUAAUGCAAUUACAAGACUUCUUUCCUUUGAGACCAAAGCAGAUCGCCAAAGCUGUAGAAGAUGAGGAUUUUGUGUUUGAUGAAAACGCCGUGGCGGAACAAGAAGAGGAAGAAGUCGAUAUUCCAGAAUAUACAAUGCGAGAUCCGAUCUUGUUUGGUGAUUUUAGGAAUGCAACAAAUGAAAAUGAAACUAGGGAAUAUGAAGAUUUAUUAGAUUAUCCAGCUGUCUACUUUUUGUUCCAAGAAAUCAUAGAGGAAUACAACGAACGUCAAGAAAAGUUGAGCAUUGUAUUGUUUGACGAUGCUUUGGAACAUUUGACUAGGAUUCAUAGAGUGUUAAGAUUACAAAAAGGUCAUGUUAUGUUGGUUGGUGUAGGUGGAAGUGGAAAGUUGAGUUUAACGAGGCUAGCAGCAUAUACAGCCGAAUGUGAAAUUUUUACAAUUGUAUUAUCAAGAGGAUACAAUGAGACUAUGUUAAAAGAAGACUUGAAAAAAUUGUACAAUCAACUAGGAGUUGAAUGUAAGAAAACAGUAUUCUUUUUCACUGCUGCUCAAGUAAUUGAAGAAGGUUUCUUGGAAUUCAUUAACAAUAUCCUGAUGAUUGGAUAUGUACCAUCUCUUUUCACGGACGAGGACAAAGAGUCAAUUAUUGGUACUUGCAGAUCCAAAGCUGUGGCCAGUGGAUAUGGUGUUUCCAAAGAUAAUGUGUGGCAGUAUUUUAUUAACCAGUGUGUAGAUAACUUGCACGUUGUUUUAUCUAUGAGUCCUUCCGGUGACAUAUUAAGUAAACGAUGUAGAAAUUUUCCGGGACUUGUCAACUGUACCACCAUUGACUGGAUAUUUCCAUGGCCCCAACAAGCUUUGGUAGCUGUAGCAUCUGUGUACCUAAAAGAAAACACAAAAAUUCCUGAAGAAUUUAGAGAGUCUAUUAUAGAACAUGUCGUACAUGUUCAUCAGUCUAUUAUGGAAUACACAUCUGAUUUUCUUCUAAAGCUUCGCAGAAAAAAUUACGUAACUCCUAAACAUUAUUUGGACUUUUUGGUCACAUAUUUACGUUUAUUAGAAGAGAAAAAUAUCUUUAUCGAUCAGCAAUGUCAACGAUUAAUAAGUGGUUUGGACAAAAUCAAAGAAGCAAGUGCGGAACUUGCAAUUCUAAAUCAACAACUAGCAAAACAAAAAGUACGAGUGGCAAAAGCAACAGCAGAAUGUGAAGCUCUACUCAUUGAUAUCGACAAAGGUACAAAGAUUGCUUUAGAUAAAAAAAAUGUGGCAACGGUUAAAAGUGUGGAAAUUGAAGAACAAGCCAGAGUUAUAUCAAUUGAACAAGGUGAAGCUGAAGAAGCUUUAUCAGCUGCUUUGCCUGCUUUGGAAGUAGCCCGACUUGCUCUUUCCGACUUAGAUAAAUCAGAUAUUACAGAAAUUAGAUCAUUCGCUACCCCGCCCGAGCCUGUACAAACUAUUUGCGAAUGUAUAGUCAUUUUCAAAGGAAUUAAAGAGGUUUCUUGGAAAAGUGCCAAAGGUAUGAUGGCCGACACAAAUUUUUUACGUUCACUACAAGAAAUGAAUUGUGAUCUUAUAACUCAAUCACAAGUGAAAGCGGUUAAAAAUCACAUGGCAAAAUCGAAGAAACUUGAUGACAUGGCUACUAUCAGCAAAGCUGGAUACGGUCUUUUGAAAUUCGUACAAGCAGUUUUGGGUUAUUGUGCGGUAUUUCGAGAAGUCAAACCGAAAAAGGAUAAAGUAGAAGCACUUCAAAAAGAAUACAAUGCUGCAAAUAGAAGUUUACAAAUUCUGUACAAUGAAAUUGCAAAAUUGGAAGCGGCAUUGCAGGAACUUAACGAGAAGUAUGAGGCUGCAAUGAAGCGUAGACAAGAAUUGCAAGAAGAAGAAGAUCUAAUGAUGAAGAGAUUGAUUGCUGCAGAUAAAUUAAUAUCUGGCUUAGGCUCCGAACGUGACAGAUGGACAGAAGAUUUAAAGAACCUCAACACCGAUAAAAAACUAUUGAUUGGAAAUUGUUUGUUGUCCGCUGCUUAUUUGGCGUACUGUGGUCCAUUCACUUAUGAAUACAGGCGAGAUAUGAUUUAUAUUGAUUGGUAUAAUGACAUUAAAUCUAAAGGUAUACCACAAAGUGAGAUUUAUAGAAUUGAGGGACAGUUAUCAACAGAUGUGGAAAUCAGCAAAUGGAAUUCUGAGAGUCUACCAGGAGACGAACUUUCAGUCCAAAAUGGAAUACUAACUCUUAAAUCAUCAAGGUUUCCUUUAUGUAUUGACCCACAAAUGCAAGCAAUUAAUUGGAUUAAGAAAAAAGAGGAAAGAAAUAAUUUGAAAAUACUAAGUUUUAAUGACUCAGAUUUUUUGAAAUAUUUAGAUAUGGCAAUCAAAUAUGGAUCACCAAUCUUAUUUCAAGAUGUAGAUGACUAUAUUGAUCCUGUUGCACAAAAUGUAACACAGAAAAAUGUAAAAGUACAAAGUGGUCGCACUUUUGUAUUGCUUGGUGAUAAAGAAGUAGAUUGGGACCCGAAUUUUAGAUUGUAUAUGACAACAAAAUUGUCUAAUCCAAUAUUCAAUCCAGCCGUAUAUGCAAUAGCAUCUGUAAUCAACUACACCGUGACAUUAUCAGGGUUAGAAGAUCAAUUACUUGGAGUUGUUGUAAGAAAUGAAAGGCCAGAUUUAGAAGAACAAAGAGAAUCUUUAAUAGCCGAAACUUUCGAAAACAAAAAUUUGUUAUCCCAACUGGAAGACAGUUUGUUAAGAGAAUUGUCAACAACUACUGGCAAUAUGUUAGAUAAUGUGGAACUGGUAUCUACUUUGGAGAAUACGAAAGGAAAAGCCCAUGAAGUUACAGAAAAAUUAAAACUUGCAGCUAACACAGCGAUUGAUAUUGAUAGAUUACGAGAUGGUUAUCGUUCAGUAGCCAAACGUGGAGCCAUCCUCUUUUUUGUACUGUCAGAUAUGGCUGGCGUCAGCCCAAUGUAUCAGUAUUCUUUAAGUUCUUACUUGCAAGUAUUUGCGUAUUCCUUGAGAAAAGCUCUGCCCCACACUCUUUUGAAAAGGCGACUGGCCAAUAUUAUUUUUACAUUAACCAGAAAUGUUUACGACUACGGAUGCACCGGUAUAUUCGAAAAGCACAAGUUGUUGUACUCAUUCCAAAUGACUGUCAAAUUGGAACAACAUGCGGGAAAUGUGUCUCAGCAAGAAGUCGACUUCUUCAUUAAAGGUUGUGUAAGCAUGGAGGCUGCUGCCACUGAAUGUCCAGUCGGUUUUAUUAACCCGCAAAGCUGGGCGGAUAUUUUAAAAUUGUCUAGUGAUUUUCCUGAUGAGUUUUUUCAACUUCCUAUGGAGAUAGGGAAAGCUCCGGAAAUUUGGCAAAACUGGUAUGACUUGGACGCACCAGAAGCACACAAUUUCCCAUUUGACUAUAAGCAAAAAAUUAGACCGUUUCAAAAAUUAAUGUUCUUGCGAUGCUUUAGAGUAGACCGAGUUUAUAGAGCUAUUGGAGAUUAUAUCACUGAGAUCAUGGGAGAAGAGUACAUAAUGCCACCUGUUAUUAGUUUGGACCAUAUUUAUGAACAAAGCAGUCCCAGUACACCAGUCGUAUUUAUUUUGAGUCCCGGUUCUGAUCCAACUGCGGAAUUAAUGAAAUUAGCCGACAGGUCAGGUUUCGGUGAAGGUAAAUUUAAAUAUUUAUCGUUGGGACAAGGUCAAGAACAUACAGCGUUGGGACUUCUGGAAAGAGCAGUUGGAAGAGGACAAUGGCUAAUGUAUCAGAAUUGCCACUUGCUGUUGGCCUUUAUCAAACAACUAGAGAAGCAGUUGGAAAAAAUUGGUACACCACAUCCCGAUUUUCGCCUAUGGCUUACCACUGAUCCCGUUGCUACUUUUCCAAUUGGCGUCCUUCAGCGCUCACUGAAAGUCGUCAUAGAACCUCCGAACGGAUUGAAAUUAAAUUUACGUAACACAUACUUUAAAAUGCCUUUGAAACUAUUAGAUUCUUGCAAACAUCCUGCCUUCAAGUCGCUAAUAUUUGUCUUGGCUUUCUUCCACGCUGUUGUUCAGGAACGAAGAAAAUACGAUAAAAUUGGAUGGAAUAUAUCUUAUGAUUUUAACGAGUCUGAUUUUAAUGUAUGUGUUAACAUUCUGGACACAUACCUGACCAAGGCAUAUAAAAGCAAAGACACUCGUAUACCGUGGAACAGCCUCAAGUAUUUAAUUGGAGAAGUUAUGUAUGGUGGAAGAGUGAUCGACGAUUUUGACAGAAGAAUUGUGAAAAUUUAUAUGGAUGAGUAUAUGGGAGAUUUCCUGUUUGACACGUUCCAACCGUUCCACUUUUACCAUGACAAAACUGUUGAUUAUAUAAUUCCACCAAAUGGAAUAAAGGAUGAUUAUAUUGCUGCAAUUGAAGAAUUGCCUUUAACUAACAGCCCGGAGGUGUUUGGUCUUCACGCAAAUGCUGAAAUAGGCUACUAUACACAAGCAGUUAAAGAUAUGUGGAAUAUUUUGAUUGAAUUGCAACCUCAAACAUCUGCAUCAACUGAAGGCAUUAGUAGAGAAAAAUUCAUUGAUAAUGUGGCUGUAGAUAUUAUCAAAAAGAUUCCAGAGCCGUACGACAUCUGGCAAAAACGUAGAUACUUCCAAAGGUCAAUGACCCCAACAAUUGUGGUACUUCUUCAAGAACUCGAGAGAUUCAAUAAAUUAAUAGUUACGAUGAAGAAAACAUUAAAGAAUUUACAAAAAGCUCUUGCUGGAGAAAUUGGUAUGGACAGUAUUCUCGAUAACGUAGCAUAUUCGUUAUUCAAUGGACAGCUGCCAGCUUCUUGGAGAAGUUUAGCACCAGCCACAUGUAAAUCUCUUGGAAGUUGGAUGACUCAUUUUGAAUCCAGACAAUCACAAUAUUUCACAUGGUCAUCCACAGGUGAACCUACCGUGUUAUGGUUGUCAGGAUUACACAUUCCCGAAACUUACUUGGCUGCACUGGUACAAAUUGCUUGUCGAUUACACAACUGGCCAUUGGAUAGGUCGACUCUUUACACAAAUGUCACAACAUUUACGGAUCCUGCAGAUGUGAUAUUGCGACCACCCCCAGGAAAUUGUUUUGUCCAUGGGUUAUAUUUAGAAGGCGCAAGUUGGGACGUGGAUAAAAGUUGCCUCAAGAAAUCUGCACCAAAAAUAUUGAUUGAACCACUGCCAAUUAUGAGCGUAAUUCCAAUCGAAGCGUACCGAUUGAAACUACAGGACACCCUACGGACGCCAGUGUACACGACUUCCCAAAGAAGAAACGCCAUGGGAGUUGGUCUCGUAUUCGAAGCAGACUUGAAAACUAAAGAACACAUCAGUCAUUGGGUUCUUCAGGGAGUUUGUUUAAUAUUAAAUACUGAUUAAUGUAGUUGUGUUAAAAUAUACGGUUAGGUU